Messenger RNA from Amorphotheca resinae ATCC 22711, 2038 nucleotides. RefSeq lists its product as hypothetical. The record is from RefSeq and is a predicted model, not a curated record. Bases 213 to 1799 code for a protein of 528 amino acids. NCBI's taxonomy places the organism in Eukaryota, Fungi, Ascomycota, Leotiomycetes, Helotiales, Amorphothecaceae. The transcript has 2 exons. Gene Ontology annotation, biological process: phosphatidylcholine biosynthetic process.
GCCUCGUUAUCAGCGUGUCACCUUGCUUAUUUCAACCUCAUGUGGGGUGUUUGCACCGCGGCUGUUUAACCAUAUGUGGAAAUCGUUCUGAUCACCUGGAACUUCGACGAUAUAAAGGUGUCCUGGUAAUCCAAAGCGUAGGAGGUAGCUUACUACGCCGGGUUUCCUUCGGGGUUUCUUCCUCUACAGCUCAUCAGCGAACAAUAUUCGAAAUGUCGGAACCUAUUCCCAUACCCCGUUCCAACUCAGAUCCCGCGAUAGAUCAUAACGAUCUCGCACCUGAAAUGAGCACAAAUGGCUCGUCCGCAGGCUCUUCUCUCCCUGACGGCAGCAAGACCCCCGUCUUGACAGCAUCAACACCGAAUAGUCCUCGACUCUCACGCAACCCUUCAUUCUCGGGGAGCAGCUCAUACCAAGAAGACUGGGAGGCGUUUACGCCUUUGGAUCGGCUCACGGUAUUUGACGUGUUGGAUAACUUUGCCUUGCCUCAUCAGUUGGAAAAGCUCCAGAGAAACCUAUCAGCACAAACAGACAAGGUCCGGAGGCAGCGAGAUGCGCUCAAGUCCAGAGGUACUGCGACAAAGCAACGGGUCGUUGAAGAAUGGCGGAGACGGGUGCCAACGGCCGAGGAGCAGCUCGACAGAUACAGAAAGAAGAUGCGAAAAAGUGUCGACAGACUUGGGGAACGCUGGAAUGAUACCAAAGCAGUCACACUUCGAGAGAAGGUGUCAUUUAUCUGCGGUGUCCUGAACGUCCUCAUCAGUGGAUACAUUAUUGGAGGAUGUCCUGAAUUGUUUCACUACUGGUAUAUGGCCCAACUACUCUACUUCAUGCCCAUUCGAUUCUACACCUACCACAAGCGCGGUUACCACUAUUUCCUGGCGGACCUUUGCUACUUCGUCAACUUCCUCUGCGUAUGCUCUAUCUGGAUCUUCCCACACUCAAAGCGACUCUUCAUCAGCACGUACUGUCUGGCCUUCGGAAAUAACGCUGUCGCCAUUGCCAUGUGGAGGAACUCGAUGGUCUUCCAUAGUUUCGACAAAGUCACAAGUCUAUUCAUCCACAUAAUGCCCUGCGUUACCCUUCACUGUUUAGUCCAUCUUUUACCUUUGGACCUUCAACAAGAGCGUUUCCCGGCCAUCUAUACCAUCAAGAACUCACCACCAGGCUCUAAAACGCACUAUUCUCUCGCAGCAAUGGCUCUCUGGUCGACUGUUCCUUACGCGGUCUGGCAACUAUCUUAUCAUUUUUUGAUAACAGUGCGCCGUCGCGAGAAGAUCGCGGCUGGCCGCCCAACCUCGUUCACGUGGCUUCGAAAAUCUUACUCGAAGGCUUGGAUUGGAAAACUGGUCUUGUCUCUACCAGAAUCCAUGCAAGAGCCUGCAUUCAUGCUCAUUCAAUACACCUACGCCGUUGCUACCAUGCUCCCUUGCCCUCUUUGGUUCUGGUACCGCUACGCAUCUUCCGCUUUCUUGAUGGUCGUGUUUUGUUUGUCGGUCUAUAACGGCGCCACCUAUUACAUUGACGUCUUUGGCAAACGCUUCCAGACAGAGCUGGAAGCCAUGAAGUUAGAGGUCCAGAAAUGGCACCAGAGUACAGAGGUUACAAGUCCGUUAAUGACCCCAAAAGUCGAUGGGGGCGUCGAGCUGGCUGCUUCGUUGGAUGGUGAUGCAGGCCAUUCGAGAAGCAGGAGUGUGGACAAGAUCCCCCUCUUGAACGAUUUAGGGGGGAGCACGGGGAUUGACGGCGGGGCUAAGGACGUCGCGAAGGAGAGGAGGGUUGGAGAUUUGCCCGCUUGAUUAUGGAGUAUAGGCAGCUUGAUUACUAGGCCAUUUUGUUUUUCGUUUGCCAAAUUGCCUGUUCACCUUUUUCUUCUCUUUUCUUCCGUUGGUUCCAGAUCUUGGCAUAAGGAGGAACGGAUAUACCAAGGAGUCACGGCGUGCAUGCUUCUCGUCUUUUUGUAAUGUUCUUCAUCUCUAGGUAGUUGAGAUCGACACAUCGCGAUAGCCGCUUUGGAAUGCAGCUCUAAUCACACACA